GGGUAAUAACUAGUAAAAUGACAGAAACUAUACAUAUAAAUCGAUAAAUUUAAGUCUUAACUUGAAAGAAAUGGAAAUACACUCUGCAAAUUGUAUAUUUACAAAACGUAAUUCAUUCUUAUACAACUUUGGACCAUAAAAUUAUUGUUUUUUGUUAAAUUGCCUUGUACUUAACUUCCAGCUGCUCCUGUUUUAGUUGAUUUAUUUGUUUUUAAACUUUAAACUAGCUGCUAAUUUUUAAUAUUUGGACAUGAAACAUCAGUUCUGUGUUGUUAAAUUCCAACCUGUGAAGCUCAUAUGGCUCAAACAGACAGAUGAUCUUCCCUGCAGUCGUUUGUCUCAGAUAAAAGGAGUAAAUUGUGGCAUGAAGUCCGACUAAACGCUUCAUCUCUGAGGCGUUCACACACCCAGAGAUGAAGCUGAUAGACUGGAAGGUCCACAUAAACACGUUAGAAGAUGAAGAAGUUCUGCAGAAGUGUUUGUUUUUGCUACACAUAGAGUUUUAUGUAAUGUUGAGAGCUUCCUGUCUGGACUAAAUGUUCAAUCAUGGAUCUGGGUUUGUUUAUGUGCAAGAAGGAGGGAGAUAGAAAUCACCAGAGGCAGCCAGAGAGAGAUGAGAGGGAAUGAAAAGAGAUGAGAUUCAGCCAGAGGACAGAAAGUAGAGGAAACAUGGACGUCCUGGCAGCUCGAGGCUCGCUGUGGAGCUCAGCGGUCGGCCUGCUGAGGGAGAACGCUGCCUUCCAGAGCUUCAGCAGGAGCUUCAGCAGGAGCUUCAGCAGGAGCUUCAGCAGGAGCUUCAGCAGGAGCCUCAGCAGGAGCUUCAGCAGGAGCUUCAGCAGGAGCUUCAGCAGGAGCUUCAGCAGGAGAACCAUGUCGUCUCCAGAGAUGUGCUGGCCGGUGCCGAUGCGAGCCAUCGGGGCUCAGAACCUCCUCACCAUGCCGGGAGGAGUUUCCACCGCAGGAUACCUGCACAAGAAGGGAGGCAGCCAGUUCAGCCUCAUGAAAUGGCCUCUGAGGUACAUCAUCAUCCAUAAAGGCUGUGUUUACUACUUUAAGAGCAGUACCUCUCCAGCACCACAGGGGGCGUUCUCUCUCAACGGCUACAACAGAGUGAUGAGAGCAGCAGAAGAAACGACAUCCAGCAACGUUUUUCCUUUUAAAAUCGUCCAUUUCAGUAAAAAACAUAGAACGUGGUUCUUCUCAGCUGCCAGCGAAGAAGAAAGGAGGAAAUGGAUGCGAUACCUGCGAAGAGAGAUUGAUCACUAUAACGACAGAAAAGAUUCACAGAUUCCAAGUGACUCAGAUUCAGAUGCAGACAGUUUCUACGGCACCAUUGAGAGGCCCAUGGAUAUUAAACAUCCUGUCGACACCACCGACGAUGAUUAUGUUGAGGAAGAUGAGGAUGAAGACGAGGAGGACUAUCUGAAGCCGGACGGUGACUGUUCGCCAACAUCUACAGGUCGACCCGCAGGACCGCCUCCUUCCUAUCCUCCUCCCCCAGUGCCGACAGCAUCCCGCCAAGACUCCAGUCCGGGACCUUUCCACAAAGGUCUUCCUCCUCCCAUCCCACAACACAGAAUCCCCACCAGCCCACUUCCGAAGAAACCUCCGCCUUCCAUCCCACCUCCUUCCGUACCAAAAGACUUCAGCAGAGGCCUUCCACCUCCUCUGCCUUUUGCCCCCCAUCUACAAAAGCCGUCUUCUACCAGUCCUCCGCCACCUCCUCUCCCCAACCAGAGGAAGCCUCUGCAGACCAGGGCGACCUCCGUGGGGGGGAUCGGAAAUGACAAGAGUAGCUGGAGGGCUCUACCGCCGGUGUCCAUUCAGUCACCGGCCACUCUGCCCAUCUGUGACCACUUAGAGACCAGGAUGGCGCUAAAUGGUCCGGUUCAUCUCUCCCUUAAUGCCGGAGGAAGCCAGUCGCUGGCAAACAACCACCUCCGCAGCAAGCCGAGUUUACCGCCUGCGCGAUCCACAAGCCCGGUAGGGUCCACGCUGUCCCUCAACCACACACCGUCCAGUCAUCCCUCGCCAUCUGGCCACCCUCCACUCUCUCCACUGCUUAAAGCUGGACUGCACAAUAAGCUGGUGAUACACAAACCACCUCCACCGACAGCCAAACCGCCGGUGCCUGGAGCCAAGUCCAAGCCGUCAGGAACACCACUUCAAGCAUCUCCAGACGGACAGAGUUUCCGCUCGCUGGGAGACGAGACGCCUGCAGAGUUCAGGAGGAAAAAAGACACCAUCAAACCCGGCGGAGGAGACAAUUCUGACGAAGACUACGAGAACGUUCAGCUUCCAGACUCGGUGUUCAUCGACUCAACUGAAACCAGCGUCGUAGAAAAGUUAUUCAGAGAAAGCUCUGCUUCUCCACAGGACGGACUCUACGGCAUCAGGAACUCUGGAACCAAAACGGCAAAGGUGCUGGUGGUUUGGGACGUCAGUAUCAGCAAAGCCAGGAACUACAGACUGUUUGAAGAGGACGACUGCACAUAUCUGGAGAGCGACCUGACCUUCCCCAACCUGCCGGCUCUGAUUGAACACUACUACAGCCAUCCUCUUCCUCACCACGGCUCGCUGUGUCUGCAGAAGCCCUACGGAACCUGAGGCGCAACCAGAGCAGGAAAACCAGUAACUCUGCAGCUGGAAUCCGUCUCUCCGUGGACGUAUAAAAACUCACACCGGUUAACAAGCUGCGACAGGAGACAUCUCACUGUUCAGUGGGAAGAAAACAGCAUUUUAAACUUUUUCUGCAACAUAUUUAAGACAAACUAGACUCCUAUCUUGAUAUAUUAACUAUUUUCUGUGUGCUGAAAACACAACAUCUUUUAAAUUAUUAAUAAUAGACUGCAGUUGUGGCAGAAAACCUUUCAAAAAAAAAAAAAACCUCUAACAUCUGGGUUCAUCUACCAUUUCUGCUGUUUUAUGCAAACUGAAGAUGUGGUCUAUUCUGUCCACAGAGGGGCGCUGUGACACCAAAAUGCCUGCUUUUACUUCAACAAAAAUCUAUAUUUCCACUCUAGUAGGACCAGCUGUGCAACCUUUUAGUUACAUUUUGAUGGAUUUCAAGCUAUUUUGAACAAAUAUGGAUGAUUUUGGACCAAUCUUGUGUCAGCCUGGACAAUUUGACAACUUUGACAACUUGUUUUAUACAGAUUUUUAAAAAUUUUGGACACAUUUUGACUUAUUUUAGGGCAAAUUUGGACCAAUUUUAUGCCACUUUGGACAGUUUUUCAACUUGGUUUGUACAGAUUUUGAAUAAUUUCUGGCAUAUUUCGAGUUAUUUUGGGCAAAUUUGGGCCAUUUUGGACUAAUUUUAGUCAUUUUAGUCAAAUUUUGAGUCAUUUUUGGACAAAUAUUGAGUCAUUCUGGGCAAGUUUUAAGCUUCUAUGAUAAUUUUUAUUAGUUGUAACACACAUCAUUGUACUAUAUGUACAACAGACAUUAUAUCAUUUUUAAAUUCUAUUUGUAAAAAGAUAUAUUUAAUGUUCUGCAUUAAUAAUAGCAGUUUCAUCAAGAUGAAUGGAUUUUUAUUUAAUAUAUAAAAGUCUACGAGGGCUGGGCCAGAACUAUGUGGACAUAAAUAAUGAUCAUGGUGUCAUAAAUGUAACUUUUUUAUGUCUUUAAAUUAUAUCUAGUCCUAAAAACAUGUAACAGCAUUUAUUGCAGCAGAACUUACUUAAUAAGUACUUUUUUUUUCAGUUUUUCUUUAUUUUCUCACCACGUACCAAAAAAUAAUUCCAGUAUUUUUAUAAAAAUCUUUUUUCUGCUUUAUUAUCAGGCAACAUGUGUUUUGUUUGUGUCCAAAAACUAUAAUUAUGACUGAUGCUUGCAAACUACACUAGAAAAAUUCCUCUUUUUCAGGUUUCUAAAGUCAAAACUGUGGCAUUUUUUUCUAAUUUGGUGACACUGAAAUUAGACAAACGUUCGCUCUACGGGGCUGCAAGUCUUUGAAAAGUGGAAAACAUCUCAUUUAUUUACAGAAAAUCAAAACAAACUAUGACUGAUGCCACAUGUUUAACUGAAAAAAGUCCUUUACUUCUACAGAUCCAGUUUGUGCAGCUCUGACUGUAAUCCUGUAAAAUGCUUUUCCAUAUUUAUAUGUAAAUGUUGUACUUACUGUAAAAGACAUGCUUGUACAAAUGUAAAUAUAUUAUUUUCUACAGAUUUAUACGUUGAGAAUACAUAAAAGAUUACUUCAA
Amphiprion ocellaris (clown anemonefish) is the source of this 4202-nucleotide messenger RNA. It is a transcript of the gene sh3bp2, whose product is annotated as SH3-domain binding protein 2. The transcript has 13 exons. Lineage: Eukaryota; Metazoa; Chordata; Actinopteri; Pomacentridae. Gene Ontology annotation, molecular function: SH3 domain binding. Bases 634 to 2607 code for a protein of 657 amino acids. The record is from RefSeq and is a predicted model, not a curated record. Gene Ontology annotation, biological process: signal transduction.